Trichoderma breve is the source of this 5043-nucleotide messenger RNA. RefSeq lists its product as uncharacterized. Lineage: Eukaryota; Fungi; Ascomycota; Sordariomycetes; Hypocreales; Hypocreaceae. Bases 1 to 5043 code for a protein of 1680 amino acids. The record is from RefSeq and is a predicted model, not a curated record. The transcript has 3 exons.
AUGGGCGUGGCAUCUACUGAAGGAGCCCUUGUACGGGCCGGAGAUACUUCACGAGAAAUUCAAAAUGGCAAAACCUACACCAUCUACGCCAGCACAGCCAGCCAACAGCCUGGUGAUGAUGUCCAAAUACUCAAGGCAGAUACACCCACGGACAAAUUUGUUGCUACUUUAAACAAAGAACAAGCUAUUAUCCUCUCCGAAGCACCAAACCUGACGGCACCCCUGGCAGAUACGGAUAAAACAAAGAAAUGGUUUCAAAGUUUCGACACUGGUGCCACAGGCACGGUGAGUCUUGACAAUGUAACCGACAAGAAUAUCGAAAAGUUCACUGUCUCGUUCAUUGCACCCUGGGCUCUCACAUUCAGUUCCGCCGUGGAUGUCCUCAUUUUCACGUUUGGUGCUUCAAGUGACCUUAUCGGUGGAGGCACAGAGCCUCGAUUUGUCCCCCCAGGCAUUGAUACCGAUGGCAAGAUGCUUACCUUGGGCCUCGAUUUCACUACCACAAAGGACAUUACCGGUGUGAAGCUCGGUGAUUUAUUCAAAUAUGUUGGAUCACAGAAUAUGGUGGACUACUUCUUGCCCAAGAAACUGUCUGGCCUACCACUGACUCUCAAACAACCUGGGAAAGAGGAUGACCCAAAGCGUAAUGCCAUGUGGCUAGUACCAGACGCCGACAUGACUACCACAAUCCGUCUGCAGUUUCAAUUCGAGCAGCUCACGUACCUGCAAGAUCUUUUCAGUAUCGGUCUCAAAGGCUUGACACUUACCAACGCAGAUGCCGUCUGCAAGAGAAAGCUGGUUCUAGGACAGACCGACAAGGGAGAUGUUCCAGUGGAUCAGGGAACCGUCGCAUUGAGCAUCGGAUGCAAGGUCAAGGGCUCUAAGGAAAAUGCCCCAGAAGUUAAAAUGGUCGCCGGUGUUGAGUUUGGAGCCCGCAGCCUCAGCUUGACAUUCAUGUUCCUCUCAGAAAGCCCGCUCAAGGGACUUUUAAUGUGGCUUGCGGAGCUCAUUGAUGACCCGGGCCUGGAAGAAUUUGUCUCUGGACUCCUGAGCAAGAAAGAAGGCAGCUUAAACGUGCUUUCUGCUACCACUCUGCGACGUUUUACCGUUGGACUUGAGACUGAGAGCGGCAAAUACUCGCCCAAAUUGGCAAAAUUCUCAUUUGAUAUUGAAGUUACGGCCAACGUUGGUACGGCAAAAAGCGAUAAACCUGCCGUCUUCCUGCUCUCGUAUCGCUGGAAUAGGAGUGAAGGUGGGCUCGGUACGCUGGAAGGACAGCUCUGGAAUGACAUCACUUCUACGGACAACUUGGAUCUUAAGCCGUCGGUAGAAACGUGGAAUAUCUUGGUGCCCGUCACGAAAGACCCGGCACCCAGCAUUGAGAUUGCAUCUCUGAUACCCGGCCAGACGGUGGUUAACAUUCCCAAUACACUCCCUUCUGAAAUUACACGCGCCUAUAUCCAACUGUCGGACCACUCCUUUGCCAUUGCCGGUACGGCUACUGCCAAGAAAAUUACUCCAGGCUCAGCCCCUCAACCAUAUCUGGGCGAGGUUUCUUUGGACGCAUCCUUCGAAUGGGGCAAGAGCAGUUCCGGAUUUGCCCUCAAGUUUGCAUUCAAUGCAGGCAUUGUGCCAAGUGUAUCGGCCAAGCAUCAAGUACCUGCAGUGUUGGUGGGUUCUUUGAGCUAUCAGUCCCAGGCGAAGAAAUGGGAGCUUAAUGCCUCCCUCAGCAACCUCUACGCCUCAACGUUAGUAGAGUUCUUCGAUGACGAUGUGAAAGAUGCAGUCUGCCCACUCAUUGAAUCUAUUGUCGUUGACAGCCUUAAAGUUAACUAUACAUAUGAGGGCAUCACUGAGGGCACUGAUAAAGGCAAGUCCAAGGGCACGUCUUUUUCAAUCACUGGCGACUUGAUCAUCGCCGGCCUGGAGCUUGGCCUCACAUUUACUCAUGACAAGACGGGCUUCAAAUUUACCGCGUUCCUCACCCCCACCGAUGAGAGUGUCACCAUCGGGGAGGUGCUGGAGGAUAUUCUCGGAGACGAUGAGAUUGAGCUUCCCGACUUUGUGGCAAACACCCCGCUUGUCACCGACAACGAAAAAGCCUUCCAGCUGGACGUUGAAAAGAAGACUGCAACCAUUGAAAAAAAGGAAUCGACUUGGUUCCAUUUCUUGGCUCAAAUCAAUAUCGGCCAAGUACAUGUCAAAUUUGCCCAGUUACGCAGCACCGAUUGGGGCAAAACGGCCUCAUCCAAGCGCCUGGUUCAAGUCGCAGUUGACGGCUUCUCAAAGAAAAAGGUUACGAUUCCACUGGUUGGCGAUGUGGAGCAACCGCUGGAUGAACUCUACUUCCUUUGGGUGCAAGACCCUGACAAUGCAAAGAAUCCUCAGCCUGGGAAAGAGGCCGGUCUUACACGCAAAGACCUCGCCCAGGUGAACGCUGAUGCCACGGAUCCGAUUUUAGUAAAGGACAAGAUCGACCCCAAUCUAGCGAAGGACACGGACAUCUUGGUAGCCGCCGGGUGCCACUUUGCUGUCAUCAUCCAUAGUCCUACCGGCGAAAGAUCAUGCCUGUUGGACUAUGCAUUCAUGAAGCCCAAGCCUAAGCCUAAGCAAUCCGGAUCUGCAUCCGAAAAGGCUCUCGUAUUGAAGGGUGGCAAGGGCAAGAAAGAAGAGCCAGCUGAUGACGGAAGUCCAAGUGCUCAGGCUCCUUUCAAGAAGAAGGCAGGCCCGAUAUCCAUCAGCAAUGUCGGACUCAAGUACAAGGAUAAGAUGCUGGGCUUGAAAUUCGAUGCGGCCUUUGAGUUGGGUCCUAUCGGUUUCUCGCUGAUUGGCUUCACCAUCAUGGUGGACAUCAAGUCUCUUAGCUCGACACCCACGUUCUCGGCAAGCAUUGAAGGUCUUGCCGCUGCUUUUGACAAGCCGCCGUUGAUGAUCGCAGGCAUUAUUCGCCAUGGCAACACAGGCGGCAUCGAUUACUACGCUGGUGGCCUCAUCGUGGGUUGGGUGCCCUACCAAUUCCAAGCGGCCGGCUUCUAUGGUACGGUAACGCCCAAGGGCCAAGACGCUUUCAAAUCCGUCUUUGUCUUUGCCAAACUUGAUGGCCCCCUCAUUACACUGGAGUUUGCAGAGAUCUCGGGCAUAUGUGGUGGCUUCGGCUACAACAGCAAUGUCCGCGUGCCCACGGCAGAGGAGAUUUACCAGUUCCCCUUCAUCGCCAGUACUGAUCUCGGAGGUGCGGCAAAUGCCAUGGAAGCUCUACAAAAGCUCACAGAUCCCGGUCCGUCUGGGUGGUUCCAGCCUCUCAAUGACACGUACUGGGCUGCUGUGGGUAUGAAGAUUGAUGCCUUUGAGAUGAUCAGCCUUGAUGCAGUUGUGGUUGUGCAAUUUGGUCAAGCCAUCAAGCUGGGCAUCUUUGCGCUCGCCCUCGCGGACAUUCCAAAUGCAAAGUCUCCCGUCAAAUUUGCCCACGUUGAACUCGGCAUUGCAGCCGUGGCAGAUUUUGAAUUCGGCACCCUCAAGAUUGAAGCGCAGCUGUCUCCGCGGUCCUUCAUUUUGUAUCAGGACUGCCAUCUUACUGGCGGCAUGGGACUUUACUACUGGUUCGAUACUCCCAAAGCUGACAAAUCGAUUGUUGGCGACUUCGUCUUUACGUUGGGAGGUUAUCACCAAGCAUACAAGGUCCCAGUGGGAUACCCCAAUCCCCCUCGCCUUGGAAUUAGCUGGAGCCUCGGCAGCAACCUGAGCAUCACAGGGCAAGCAUACUUUGCCAUCACUCCUAAAGCUUGCAUGGGCGGUGGACGACUUCAUGCUUCCUUCCACGCCGGUCCUCUCGAGGCCUGGUUCGAUGCAUUUGCUGACUUCCUCAUCAACUACAAGCCGUUCCACUUCAAUGCCCAAGCGGGUUUGUCUGUUGGUGUCCGCUUCAACGUGGACUUCCUCUUCAUUCACACCCAUAUUUCUGUCGAAAUCGGUGCUCAGUUGUACCUCUGGGGACCUCCAUUGGCAGGUCGCGUCCACGUCGAUUUCUGGAUUGUUGCCUUCGACAUCAACUUUGGCGACUCAGAGCAAAAGAUCGAGGCCGUGGACUUACUCAAGUUCUACCAGCUUGUACUGCAAGCAUCUGAAGACCCGUCCAAGACGGCUCAGGCCUUCAUUACCAUGGGCAAAGAGGCAGAAGAAGAAGGGGAAGAAAAGACAGCUAUGUUGGCAGACGACAAGUACCCAGACCCAAAGGAGAACGAAGCGCACAACUUCCUCGCCCAGACUGGUCUGUUGAAUUCGGCAGAGAAUCCAACGAGGAAAACAACCGACCCAUGGGUAGUCCGAGCAGGAUCCUUCUCCUUCAUUGUUGCAUGCAAGAUGGCCAUCAAUGAGUUUAAGAAUGAAAAAGACAAGGAUCCUAUCAUUAAAGGCGGCGACGUCUUUAGCAAGCCCAUGCAACUGGAUCAAUCCAUGACAUCAACCCUUCUUGUGACGGUCGCCCAGAAUGGAAAAGAAGAUAAUGGAUGGCAAUACGAAAAGUACACCAAGAAUGUGCCGAGAGCUCUUUGGGCCAAGUAUGACCCAAGUCAGGAUCCCAGCGGUGGUAAAAACAACAUCACCGAUCUUCUCAAAGGCGAUGACAGUUCCGUUACUCUGAUGAUGGGCGUGAAAUUGACCGCACCCAAGGCCCAAAUGGCGCCUGAUCCUUUCCCGGCGUUUGACGUAGCUGACGCUUCACUGGAGCGCCUCAAGUCUGUCAAACCGUUCCCAGCCAUUGCAAAUGCCAACACAGCCUGGGAACCUGUCGAGCCCUUCAAGAAGAAAGACGAGCAUGACAAGGAGGUGGAAGACUUUGACAAACAGUACGCUGCCGUGCUAGAUAGCUGGUCCAACCCUUCGUGGGGCACGGAAGACGAUGGACAAAAGGGAUUCGUAGGUAUCCUGGCAGAGAGCUUCAAGUGGGACAAGCCAGAUUUGCUCAAGAGCACUGCAGGAAUUCCGGAGAGGUUGAAGAAGGGAUUCAUGAAGAUGUAUGUAGCAGCACCGCUGUUGACUGCUUGA